Messenger RNA from Aedes albopictus (Asian tiger mosquito), 1058 nucleotides. Its product is annotated as nuclear receptor-binding factor 2. Bases 134 to 871 code for a protein of 245 amino acids. The transcript has 2 exons. NCBI's taxonomy places the organism in Eukaryota, Metazoa, Arthropoda, Insecta, Diptera, Culicidae. The record is from RefSeq and is a predicted model, not a curated record. Gene Ontology annotation, biological process: autophagy.
UGUGUAUUUUUGUUUACCACAGUGCUGUUGAUAUCAAGUUCCAAACGAAAUUAUUUCGCAGCAAAUAUUUUCUUUGUGCGAGUAAUUUUUCAAUAGUAUCAGCGUUUCAGCAAAGAAAAACAAACUUUGUGCCAUGGAAAAUUCAUUUCUAAACAUGGCACACGUCUACGGUCGGAGGGCGGAGCACCACGCCAAGCAUCGACGUUUCGACGAGGCCAUCGAUAACCAUCGCAAGGCUGCGUCCUACAUUGAGGAGGCGCUGAAAAUCGCUCCCCAGUCCGCCAUAGUCCGGGAGUCCCUGCAGCUGCAGCGCAAAUACCACACCAAACAGAUCGAGUUCCUUCGGCACAAGAAGCAACAGUACGAGCGGUAUGUGAAAGCCCUGGAGUAUCAACGCAAGCGGAAUCCGGAGUUUUUGGCCAAGCAGCUGGAGAAGAUCGAAAAGUAUAACGAACUGCAGGUGGCAAUCUAUCAGAAUUUGAACGACACGGAAAGCUUACUGGGGUCGAUGGCGGGAAGUGAUGGAUCGGAACGACGGCGGAAUUCCGCCACCGCUGUGGAAGAUCUGAUAUCGUUGAACCAUUCCUUGCAUGUGCUGGUGCACCGGAUGACGCAAAACAUCGACGAAUAUGCCGUGGAAAACGAAACGCUGAAGGAAAAGCUGAGCCUGUUUGAGAGGGAAGCUGGGGGAGAGCGGGUCACAAUGGGUGCGGGUAAGGGUGGACCGGAGAAGGGAAGGGGAGAAAGGCUGUCCGCUUUGGAAACGGGACGAGAUGCUUUGGAGGCGAUUGAAUUUCACCGGGAAGAAAUACCAGCGUUAGCGCCACUGGAGCUGCCCAAGUUCGAUCUGCCGGAGUUUGAAAAUAAUUAGGAAAAAACGAAAGAUACAAAUUAAAUACAUAUUUUUAAUGGCAAUGACUGAAAAAGUUAAAUAGUAAUUACUGUGUUAGUAUCUAAGAAAAUAUCAUAUGAUGGUUUAGAUUAGACUUAUUACAUAUUGUGCGGUUAUAUUUAAGUUAUAAUUUGAGUCACAUAAAUAAAAAUUGAUAUUUACCAUG